This is a messenger RNA of Pseudopipra pipra, 505 nucleotides long. RefSeq names its product cell division cycle 26 (gene CDC26). Gene Ontology annotation, biological process: protein K11-linked ubiquitination; regulation of mitotic cell cycle; anaphase-promoting complex-dependent catabolic process. The coding region runs from base 106 to 363 and encodes 85 amino acids. Gene Ontology annotation, cellular component: anaphase-promoting complex. The transcript is spliced from 2 exons. Lineage: Eukaryota; Metazoa; Chordata; Aves; Passeriformes; Pipridae. The record is from RefSeq and is a predicted model, not a curated record.
GACACGCGGGGCACGCUGGGAGGAGUGGCGGGAGCGCGGAGGGCGGGAGAGCUCGGGCUGGUCCCGGGGCCGAUCCCGAUCCCAGUGCCGCUGUCGCCGGUCGCGAUGCUCCGUCGGAAGCCGACGCGGCUGGAGCUGAAGCUGGACGACAUCGAGGAGUUCGAGAGCGUGCGGAAGGAGCUGGAGGGCCGCAGGAAGCAGCGCGACGAGGCGGAGGCGGCGGCGGGCGGGGAGGAGGCGGCGGCGCUCGCGCUGGGCACGGAGCACAAGAGCCGCGAGCAGCUCAUCAAUGAGCGCAUCGGGUACAAACCGCAGCCCAAGGCCGGCGGGCGGACCGCGCACUUCGGCACCUUCGAGUUCUGAGGCCCGGAGGGGCCUCGCCCUCCCCCUCGGCGCUCUCCCUUUUCGGUUGCCUUGGUUUUUUAAGUUCGGUUAACACACCCAUGAACGCCCCUCUUGGCCCAGUGUUUUGUUUUAAAUAAACACGUCCUUUUUUAAAAAAAAA